AGAAAAUAAAAACGUUUCCCUGUUCUGUAGCAGCAGCUGUUCGAUCAUAUUACUCACAGAAAACAAGAGUGGUUAGUUAAGGCUAGCUGUAUUUUGUCGUCUAUUAAGUGCAAUCGAAGCAAUCACACACACGCAACAAAUGGCAAAGGUGAAAUACGACUGGUACCAAACAGAUACUGCCGUCACGGUGACGGUUUUGUUGAAAAAUGCAGCCGAAAAGAACUACUCCGUCCAGCUGGAGCAAAACUCGCUCACUCUGCAGGCCGACGAUAUUGAACCAAUAGCGCUGAAUCUGUGGAAUCCGAUCAACGUGGAGCAGAGUGCACAUAAAGCGACCCCCAGCAAGGUGGAAAUCAAACUCGCCAAACUGAUCGCCCAACGUUGGGAAGCACUGGAACGGAAGGUAUUGACCGAAGAGCCACAAUCUACAUCCUCCGUCGCCAAGAAGAAUCUGCACGAUUGGGAUAAGAUAUCGAAGGAAAUCGAAAAUGAUGAUGAGACGAAGGACGACGUCAGCGCACUGUUCAAGAAGAUCUUUGCCGAUGCUAGCGAGGAUACCCGGAAGGCGAUGAUGAAGUCUUACUACGAGUCGAGCGGCACCGUGCUCAGUACUAACUGGGCGGAAGUUGGUGCCAACCCGGUGCAGGUUAGGCCACCGGAUGGGUGUGAGUUUAAGAAGUGGGAAUAAGCAAAAUACACCUUCGGUAACAAACUUUCUUUCAUCGCUUCGAAAACGAUAAGCACUGUUGUUCGUUUGUCGCUCACCUGAAUGAAGUGUACGCUCAUUAUUAAUUUAAUCUCCGAUGUAGCCAGGAGUGCGCAAAGCCGAAAUUAUCACCCUAACUGUUCGCCACCUGCUUUGGGAAGAACAUUUUCAGUGUGUUUUUGUAGUACUGAUCGGCAAGCUCGUCCGCUGGCUUCCCUUUAAUACCUGCUAACACUUCCAAUACUUGGCUAGAAAUAGAAAUUCAAGGAUUGAAACAUU
Anopheles moucheti is the source of this 985-nucleotide messenger RNA. It is a transcript of the gene Sgt1, whose product is annotated as protein SGT1 homolog. The record is from RefSeq and is a predicted model, not a curated record. Gene Ontology annotation, molecular function: protein-folding chaperone binding. Gene Ontology annotation, biological process: protein stabilization. The transcript is spliced from 2 exons. Lineage: Eukaryota; Metazoa; Arthropoda; Insecta; Diptera; Culicidae. Bases 140 to 688 code for a protein of 182 amino acids.